Messenger RNA from Eleginops maclovinus (Patagonian blennie), 3885 nucleotides. RefSeq lists its product as uncharacterized. The record is from RefSeq and is a predicted model, not a curated record. The transcript has 25 exons. NCBI's taxonomy places the organism in Eukaryota, Metazoa, Chordata, Actinopteri, Perciformes, Eleginopidae. The coding region runs from base 47 to 3394 and encodes 1115 amino acids.
CUCAUACUCCCCCCCAGCUGCAAAUCUGACGGGAACCCAGAACAGAAUGAACACCACGAUAACUGCGCAGUUCAAAGGCCCUCUGCGCAGCGCCUCUGUAGACAUCCACUGUCACGACUGGAGAGUGCGAGCUGUGGGGGAUGUAGGAGGCUGGGGGGCCCACGGAGGCUCCAAGGAGGCCCGAGCCACACUGAAGCACACAGUACAGGGAGUAACCAACCCAGCCUUACAGGUGGAGGCCUGGGGGAGGCUCACUGAGUCCCAGCUGAGGUGCUCAAUCGCUGUGAACCCGGAACUCAGCUCCUCUCUGGCCUUCAUCAUGCAGGGACACCAUCGGCCCCACAGCAAGGACCUGAUGGUGAAGGUGGUGCAAAAUAUUCCCAGGAUGUUGGUGUACCUGCCUCCUCAGCUUAAUGUCCGCUCUCAGCUGAACCAGUCUCAGUCGGGCGUAGCAGGGUUGGUGGAGGUGUCAUCAGGCCGGCGAAGGCUGUGGGCGGUGGGGGAUCUGGUAGCCUUAGAGGGUGGAUACAGACAGGCUGUGGAACUCAAACACUCAUACCCACAGUUGAGGCCGCUCCCCAGGACAGUGGCAGUGAGGACGGUAUACGAGGCGAGGAACUGGAGCUACCAGGUCCAGCAUGGAGCGGUGUGGGGCAGCCAGGAGCUAGUCCUGUCCGGGCUCUACUCUGCUCCUCCAGCGCUGCACCUGGGGAACCAGACCCUGAAGGUUCAGGUCAGCUGUGUUCCCCGCAGGUCCAGUCUGGAUGUGACUCUGGAGCGCUCCCCACAGGGCCGGCAGGACAGUGUGUCUGUGGGCUGGGUCAGGCACGGCCAUCUGGAGCAGGUCCGGGCUUUGAGCUGGUGGAGUCGCUCAGAGGAGAGCAGUGAGAGCAGGGUGGAGCUGCAGCAGCCUUUCUCCUCCACCCUCAGCAGCCUGUCCCUGCACAGCCUGACACAUAGCGCUCUGACGGAGCACCGCACCAGCCACCAGACCCAUCUGUCAUGGAACAGCAUGGUGCCCGUCAAUAUCUCCAUCAGCCUGAACAAGCAGUGGCAGAACAACUCCAGCAGGGGGCAGGCCUGCGCUCUGUUCUCCACACAACAGAUGGCGGUGUCAUCUGUCAAAGGUUGUGUAUCAAUGGGUCAGGAGGGAAACUCGUAUUCCCAGAAUGCAGAGUUAAGAUGGGACAACAGGAGCGUCAAACAAGGCAUGAAGUACCAGAGGGGUCCAAGGGGAAUGCACAGCCUUCAGGUGAAUGUGUGGCUGGAUAAAGUGUCCCCCGCGCCCUGUCCUUCACACACACUCCUGACAAAGAUUCAGACCAACCUGAGGGAUCGCCUGGAGCACACAGUGCUGCUGGGCCUCUGCCCUCCCCAGCCUACUUUAGCGUGGUCAGGAUCCCACAGAGUGAACUUGGGAGAGGAGCUUUUAUACUCUCAGUCUCGCCUCUCAGUGACAGGACGGCCCCACCAGUGCAGCCUCACCGUCGCUUUGACCAACUCCUCCACAGCUCAGGGCUCCAACAUGUCUCUGUUCUCCGAGUCUAGGAUGGGCAACUGGAGUUUGGAGGUGGCGGCCAGCGUCCUAUCUUGGCCCCGGGGGUCCGCUCUCCAGGUGCAGGCCAGACUGGAUGGCACAGAGAAGAUCUGGCUGAACGGAACGGCAGAGGGAUCAUGUCUGCAGAGCACAGCGGGUUACAUGAACGGUCUGAGCGAGGACGUCACAGUUGUGGCGUGUGUGGGAACAAACGGCAGUGUUACGCUGGAUGUGCAGAAAAGAGACGGCAGCAGCACAGAUCCAGAGACUCUUGGCAGUGUUUGUGUGGGAGCAGCCAAUCAGAGGAUGAGGCUGAGGGCUGGAGGCUGUUUGGAAAGUAUGACAGCAGUGGAGGCACGGAUUCAAUAUCUAAGCACUCGGAUACAGAACAAGCUGCUGGAAAGAAUCAAGACAUUGCAGUAUCUCCUCGUGGAAUUCAGACGACAGUCCAGGGACAGCGAGGUGCUACAGGAGCUGAGUGCUGUUCCUCUUCAUGUUUCCCAGCGAGCUCAGGCUCUGCUGCAGCACAGACACGGAGGUCUGUUGGCUCUGUGGCAGCACAGCCCCCUGCGCCGCAUCCUGACCGACAGCUUGCCGCGUUUUUUCAGCCUGCUGCAGCACGCCUCUCUGCUCGGACAACAGGAACUGAGGAGGCCCCUGGCCACUUUGGCAGGUGUGUACCAAGAUGUGAAGGGCCAGAGGGUGGAGGCGUUGUGGAGGGAGGCUGUUUCUCUGUGGACUGACGGGCUGAUGCAUGUCCUCCCUGUGCUGCUCGGGAACCCUCAGCUGAGGCCCCUGGCUCAGGCCGGGGUCACUACGCUCAGCACUGCCCUGGAUGUGGCAGGACAGCAUACCUACCACUGGAUGGAGAACAGGUUGGCGAUGGCUCUGUCUGGGGUCAGGAAACGCCUAGCCUCUGUCUACAAAUUCGCCCCCAGUGAGUGUUCAGUGGUUGUGUCAGUGCCAUUGCCACCGCUCCCUUGGUCCAGGGUGUCCAAGGCUGGACUGCUGGAAAUCCUUCUGGAGGAGUGGCUCCUGAGGCCCCUACAGACCCUCGCCACUGUCAGGCCCACAGCUGAAUUUUACCGCCUCAAACGGAAGAUGAUGGACAGCCCGUUUAAACACCAAGCUCUGUUGGUGGCAGAUCAGUUUGUAGUGACAUUUGACGGUCAUCUGUAUGAGCUCCCCGCCUCCUGUGCACUACUCCUCGCUCAAGACAUCAGCGCUAAGCCUUCAUUCACACUGCUGCGCAAUUCAGACUUCCUUCUCAUAGGAAUGAAUAACAGCACUGUCACCAUUCAGCACAAUGGACAGGUGAAGGCCAACUGCAACAACGAUGUUACGCGCACAUUUCACAGUGACAAUGGAGUAACAGUCAAAAGAGGGUCAAACAUUGUGCAGGUGUCCAAUCAGAAUGGGGCGUCCGUGUCAUGUGACGUGUUGCUUGAGCUGUGCAGCUUCACUCUCAAUGGAUGGUUGCAUGGUAUGUCCACUGGUCUGUUGGGAACUAAUGACAAUGAAGCUGGGAACGAUUUUCCUUUGCUCGAUGGUUCUCAGGCUGAAAACUUGGAGGAGUUCUUCCACAGUUGGCAGAUGAAUCUGGAUUGUAUUAAAGCUCCAGGUGUAACAGAGCCCCUCCCUAAAGCAGCCACUGGCCCUGUCAGCUGUGACUCUCUGUUCUCCUCUCCUGAUUCCCCGCUGAGCUCCUGUUUCAGGGUGGUGGAUCCCGGUCGUUUCUUGUCGGUGUGUAAACUGAGCUCCUGGAGAGCACCCUGUAGAUUAGCAUCUGCUUUUGUUCAUCUCUGCCAGCAGAACUACAUAACUCUGGAGGUCCCUGCCCACUGCUUGAAAGUAUGACCGGACACGCUGGUGAAGGGUGAACAUGGGUGAUUCAUGACAGCUGGUAGCUGCUAAAACUGACACAUUUACACAUUUAAACCACUGUUUGUGCUACAUUACUUUAUUUUGGGUUUCAUUUUGUACUGAAUUGUAUAGUUACACAUUGUUAUACCUCACUUUUGUCCUAUCUAGACAUCCAGAUACUGUCCAGUAAUAUGAAUGUGACCAUAAUAACUAUGGCUAGUUUAUUAUUAAUCACAAGGCCUCAUUUUUUAUAUUGUAUGUGGUCUGUAGUACAAACACUGAAAACUAUUUUACAGCACACAAAGUAACUAAUCCUAACAAGCAAACGUGGACUAUAAAGACAUCAACAAAUGCUUUUGAUGAAGUACAUUUAUUACCUUGGUGUAUGCUAUUUUACAACUGUUUAUUAAAGGCAGAACUAAUAGAGAAGAGGGUAAAACAUGUACAUAAUUAAGAAAAUCCCUAUGAAACUUCACCAGUUGAUU